Messenger RNA from Daucus carota subsp. sativus, 514 nucleotides. Its product is annotated as histone H4. The record is from RefSeq and is a predicted model, not a curated record. NCBI's taxonomy places the organism in Eukaryota, Viridiplantae, Streptophyta, Magnoliopsida, Apiales, Apiaceae. Gene Ontology annotation, molecular function: protein heterodimerization activity; DNA binding; structural constituent of chromatin. Gene Ontology annotation, biological process: nucleosome assembly. Gene Ontology annotation, cellular component: nucleosome. The transcript has a single exon. Bases 68 to 379 code for a protein of 103 amino acids.
UCACAAACAAACACUCCACCAAAACCAAAGAAUAAAAAUCUAGAUUCAACAAAUUCUUGUGAAAAAAAUGUCUGGGCGUGGAAAGGGAGGAAAGGGACUGGGCAAAGGCGGAGCCAAGAGGCACCGGAAAGUACUUCGAGACAACAUCCAGGGCAUCACCAAGCCUGCUAUUCGAAGACUUGCCAGAAGAGGCGGUGUUAAGAGGAUUUCAGGUCUCAUUUACGAAGAGACUCGCGGUGUGCUCAAGAUCUUCUUGGAGAAUGUGAUUCGUGAUGCGGUUACUUACACCGAGCACGCCAGGAGGAAGACGGUCACUGCUAUGGAUGUGGUCUAUGCUCUGAAGAGGCAGGGCAGGACUCUUUAUGGAUUCGGUGGAUAGAUUAGCUUUUGUUAGCUGUGAUUGUAGAUCUUGUCACUGUUUCACAUCUAGCUUACUUUUGUUGUCAAUUAAAGUUCUAUCUAUGUGAUUGUUAUGUAUUCGUGGUUUAGUGAAAUGAACAGUUGAAAUGGUAAA